UCGGCUUCCUUCUCCCCCAGAUCCCUUCCUCCCCCUGCCCCCGUCACGCGAGGCUGCGGCGCACGGUAUGGGUGUGUUUGUGUGUGUUUCUGUGGGGAGGGUGUUUGGAGGGAAGGUUACCGGGAGCUCCGCGGCCGCUGGGGGGCAGGGGUGCCGGUGACGAAGAUGGGGGUAUUUUCUGUGUCUUCCACUUGGAAGCCUCAAUCCCCUCUUCAGCCACUCUAGGUACUUUUUGGGGCCCAGUCGAGGGGCGUCCCCGGCCAAAGCGUCCCCAUCCUUUUGGGAAGGCGGAACCCAACCUCGGGGCCGUCCCAGAGGAGCGUGAGCGGGGAGUGCGCUAGCCAACUUGGCCGUCCGGAUUCCGAGCCAGAGCAGCCUCCGGCCUCAGUCCGGAGAAAAAUCUGCCUGUCGGCCUGGGCUGGGGAGAGGCGGCGGUGGCGAGGCCCACGGGUGAGGGCGGAAUAACCGGUGGGAAGGCUGCGUUUUCACGAAGGACUCGGGUGAAGCUGCAGAGCUGCCUUUGAGCCCUGACUCCUUGGCUUCCUGGGUCGGAGGAGAUCUUGUAAUGGAGUGGUUCUUCGUCUCACACUAACAAGAUGCCUGAUUUCCUCAGGAUCAAGGGAUUGAAGAAUGUCCCGAGUUCCCUUGGGGAAAGUCCUCCUGAGGAAUGUCAUCCGGCACACAGAUGCUCACAAUAAGAUUCAGGAGGAAUCAGAUAUGUGGAAAAUAAGAGAACUGGAGAAACAGAUGGAAGAUGCUUACCGGGGCACCAAAAGAAAAAUGUUACCCAGCAGUUCAAGCCGGAUGCGUAGUGAUGGUUUUGAUGAAGAAAGUCAAAGAGACUAUUGGAGGCCAAAGAAUGAAAUUUCUGGGGUACUGGAUGAUGAUUUUCUUAAGGCUAAAUCCUGGAAUAAGAAGCUGUAUAAUUAUGAAGCUAACAUGCCAGACAGAUGGGGUCACAGUGGAUAUAAAGAGUUAUACCCUGAAGAAUUUGAAACAGACAGUGAUCAGCAAGAUAUUACCAAUGGGAAAAAACCAUCUCCCCAAGUAAAAUCAUCUACCCAUGAAUCUCACAAACAUAAGAAGUCGAAGAAAUCCCACAGAAAAAAGCAGAAAAAAAAGUCACACAAAAAACAGAAGAAAAGCAAAAAGGAAGCCACAGAUAUAACAGCAGAUUCCUCAAGUGAGUUCUCAGAAGAAACUGGGGCUUCUAGUACCAAGAAAAGGAAACAACCACAUAAGCGCAAGAAAAAAUCCAGGAAAAAGUCUCUCAAGAAAUCUGCUUUAUUCUUAGAGGCAGAAAGUGACACUUCCCAGUCAGAUGAUUCUGCAUCCAGCAGUUCGGAGGAAAGUGAGGAAAGAGACACUAAGAAAACCAAAAGGAAAAAGAGAGAGAAAAAAGUUCACAUCCCUGUAGCUAACAGUGAAAUUCAGGAGAGGACAAACAAACGCACAAAUUGGAAAGUGGCUACAGAUGAGAGGUCAGCGGAGAGUUCAGAGGAUGACUAAAUGAGAAAGAAACAUUCUUUCGUUUCCUGUGUGACUCUGGAUAUUUACAGCUUUUAGACCUUAGGGCUUUGCCAGAGACUGUGUUGCUCAGCACAGGGGGCCCAAGGUCGCAGCUGUCCUGUGCCACCUCUGUACCUUCUGACAGACUUCUUGUCUUCUCUUUUGGCCUGUUAAACUUGAUCCUUUUAUUGUUAAUAGGGAAUGUUAUUUUGUUAUGAAGGUUUCUUGAAGAGAUUAUUUUUCGUGAUUAAUCACAUUUAGGGUAGAGCGCAUAUGCAGGAUAUUAAAGGACCCAGAAAGCUGAAUCCAGUUAUGACCUGGGUAUACCAGUUGGAAUGUUGAAUUUGGGGAAAGCAGGGGCUGGGGUCAAGAGAUGGAUUGGAACUAGUACUGUAUAGAAUGGUAAGGGAACAUCGUGUUGCUCUCAUCUGUUUAUAUAGCAGGUGCCACAACUUGACUUUGUCUUCAGCCUUGGUGCUUUGAUCUUUCUGUAUUUUGGCCUGUCAGGUGUGGCCCAAGUUUACUUAAUGAGGAAGUGAGCAUAAGAACAAACAUUCAUGGUUAACAUCCAUACAGAGCUGUUAUUUGUAGACACUAAGGUUUUUUGUUGUCAAACAUCCCUGCUGGACAGGGUCUGUGAGUACACUGAAUAUACCCUUAAACAUGGUAAUUGGAUAGUAAAAGGUUUUCUUAGUUCCAAUGUUGUUUAUUGCCUAAAUGGACUUAGGUUCAAAAUUAUUUCUUCAGUUGUCUUAGGCAAGUUCUAACCAAGUAGGGAAGAAUUAGGCAUCAGUCGUGCUGUCUAGUAGUGCUCUGAACAGGAUUCAGGGCAGCAACUGCUAUUUAAUUUUGUCUCCCUUAUUCAUUUCUUACCUGUUAAUGAACUUUAGGUUUUCCCUGAAACUAGGUUCAAUCAGUUUCAAAAUGAAAUAGGCUUCUCAGGGACAUAUCCAUUUCUUCCUAGUCUGCCUUUGGAUUAAAGCACCAAGCAGAGAACUUACUUCCCUUUGCUGUAUACUGUGAUCCCUACUAUGUUAAUUCUUAAGAAGCCAAAAUAUUACUAGAAGGCUGGCAGAAUACAAGUGAAUGUUUUCAUAAUGGAGUAUCAAGUAACAUUGUUUUUUCCUGGUUAUCACUUCAUGGGAGGAGUUUCAAAGUUUAAAAACAGUAGACUUUUUGUUCUUGGUUCUGCCACUCAUUGGUUGGUUAUGAGGUCUGAAGGUAAGUCAACCUCCCUGACCUUCCCCAUGAGUAAUAGACAAAUACUUGAUGUUAGCAUGAUAGGGUAAGACACCAGCAACAGAAUAUAACUGAUAGCAUUUCAUGAAAUGAUAUUUUGUAGUUCUGAACUAUUAAAUUUAUUCUCUUUACAGAACAGAUUUCUAAUAAAAUACUUAGUCAUAAAAUACAUGGUUGGCCAGAGGUUCCCUACCCCCUUGAUUAUAAGCAGGUGCUACCUUUUGGGAUAUUUAUUUGAAACAUUAAUACUUCAGUAAUCAAUACUCAAUUGUUGAUAUUCUAUGGUGUUAUAUUUUUGGGAUUAGCAGGGGCUCAAGGAGGGAAGAACAGUCUGUAAUUACUACCUCUUAAACCUGAAGCAAUUGUUUUGUUAUUAGAGCAAGUGAGAUCUUUGUGGAAAGGAGUUUUCAGCAUGGGUUUUGUUUUUUAGCAUGGUUUCUGUGCUAUAAAAGUAGUGAUUCUCUGCACAGACUCAGGAAGAUGGGCCAGUAGAACAAAGGCAUCUCUUGGAAGUUGGUUGUUGGGUCUUGACCUUCCCUUCCUCUCACACUAGCAGGCCUCUUUCCCAGUGAAUACACAUCUUGUCUGUUUUUUGCCCCUCCCCCGCCCCCAUUUACCUUUUCUUGGUCAUGUAUAAGCAAUAAAGCUGUUUUCUGUUCCUCA
Molecule: messenger RNA, 3411 nt
Organism: Sus scrofa (pig)
Lineage: Eukaryota; Metazoa; Chordata; Mammalia; Artiodactyla; Suidae
Gene: NKAPD1
Product: NKAP domain containing 1
Source: RefSeq, a predicted model, not a curated record